This is a messenger RNA of Trichobilharzia regenti, 5316 nucleotides long. NCBI's taxonomy places the organism in Eukaryota, Metazoa, Platyhelminthes, Trematoda, Strigeidida, Schistosomatidae. The record is from the annotation of a GenBank genome assembly.
AUGUCACCUAACAACAACAUACAAAUUAAAUUAAGCUCGUGUCCUGUUGUGUGGGUAUUCGAGAUUUUAACAAUGACUGACGAGAGAACUGCGAUUCAGCGAUGUGAAGAUCUUAUGUCUCGAUGGAAAGCUGAACGCAAUUCGCCAACUUUUAAUCCUAUCCCUUUUUUAAAUAACUUUUCAGAAUUGCUCGAAGAACAGAUCAACUUGUUUUUCAGCACUGAUCCAGACCCCUUUGAUGAUCGCCAUCCAUUAAGAACAGAUUCCAGUUGUGAUCUAGGUCAAAUAUUACGUCUUCUGUCAACUCAUGAAUCGUUUUUGGAGCGUUUAACAUAUGUUUAUUUGGUGGGUUCUAGUGAUCCAUCGAAUGAACUUGUAAUUGCUGCAUCACGAUUACUAUGUGCUAUGAGAUUGGGUGUGACUCUGUCGUAUACUCUAGAUGAAGAAGAUGUAACAAUCAGUACAUUGUACAAGUUAGCAUUAAGCGAAGUAGAACCAACCAAUUGUUAUGCCUUAUUUCUUCUUGGUUCUGUUCUUGAUAAUACAGAAUUAUUGUAUAUUACUCGACAUAAGAAUAUACAAUUGAUUCCGAUUGUGCUAAAUCGUCUACGCAAUUAUACAGCUGAGUUGAAAAGUGAAUUAGCUUCAGCUACUCCUUCUACGCACGAAGUUGGCAUGACAAAUCUUUUGGGAAGUUUUGUUUUAAAUCCUCUCAAAACAGAAAUGAAAAUUCGACUUUCAAUUGCCUAUUUGAUUCCAUUGGCAGAAUAUCAAGAUCUGAUGCCGUUCAUGUACAAUGGAGGCAUGUUAGACCUCAUUUACACCUAUCUUAUGCCAGAAGUUGCCUUUCGUGAUAUUCGUCUUACAUUUGAAUCACUACGUUUAUUGGCAAAUCUCCUGUGUCAUCGCUGUGUUUAUUUGGAAUUUGUUGAACAAGACGGUUUACUGGCUGUACUUAAAGUACCAAGACCAUCAGUAGCUGCUACAGCUGUCAGUGUAGUUCUCUACUAUACAGGCUACUUUGAAGAUGCUAUGGAGCGAGUUUGUCAGCUAUCUAACAAUCUGUUGGAUGAUUUAAUUAAAUAUUCCCUUUGGCUGGUGGAAUGCUCUCAUCCUUCAGCGCGUUGUUAUUCUCUCUUUUUCUUGCACUUAGUCCUUUGCUAUGGCAUAACAUACCGAAGAUUCGAAGAACACAAUGGUUUAGUAUAUCUAUAUAAUGCUAUAUGCGUUUUACCAUUAAGACUGACUGAGGAUAAUCCGGUUACUUUGAAAGAUACAACGUCAUGGCAUGUUGUUCGUGCAAGUCUAUGUGCUAUUCGUCGUUUCCUAGAAAUUAGUCUGUUGUUAUGGAUUGAUACAAUAGAUCCUAGUUUGGGAAGUUUAUUUGACGAGUCUCCAAGAGCUGUAGCUGCUGCUGGAUAUCGUCCGAUAACAUACACUACUGAACAAUUCUCUCGACUCAUGUCAUUGAUAAUUUCUCGUAUCCGUCCAGAUACUGUAUGGCAACCAAUUCAACAACUUAGAGAUUGUGGUGCUAUUGACGUGUUGUAUCGUAUUAUUGCACGCAAUGUAUAUGCUCAUAACAAUUGGCCAUGUCGCAGUGAAUGUACCCGAUUAGCCGUUGAUAUUCUCAAUCUAAUGUCCUUAACCUACGACAUAGCCGAUGAAAUUGUCUCUGCUGAUGUCUACUCCUUUCCUAGUAGUAUAGGUUCAGCAACAUUCCUCGGUCCUACUCCACUCUUUUCAUCACUUGCUGCAGGGGAUAGUUCAGAUUCAGAUUUCGGUUCAAAUGAUGUAACUGUUCACUUACCCUCUCCACUGGGAAGUAAUUCUACACAUCGUCGAGGAUUAAUUAAUCAGUUAUUACAGAUAGUUGAGCAGGUGAGUAAUGAUGGAAUUGGUGGUAGUGGACGAGACCGCAAUCGAGAAGAUGGGCGGCGAUCAGCAUUGAGAAGAACAGGAAAUCAGGGCGGUGGAGCUGCAUCUAAUUUUUCCCUACCAAAUGAAAAUGAGCAAAGAUUAAAUGCUGUUCAAUCCCCCGGUACAAAUUUCCCUACUGAAUCACUAUCUCGACCUGAAGAACGAACAAGUGAUAAUGAGGAAACUCCUGCAGAAGGUUCUUCCACCCUAGAUGAACGCAUUAAUGGCUUACAUAUGUUAUUUAGUAUUUAUCGUGAAGAUGAUAACUGGGAUGUAUCAGUUCAUAAAGCUGUCCUAGCCUUUAUAUGCACAUUAGUUUAUCGUCCAGUUGUAGAACAUGAACAUCCAGAUCAACCAAUUGCAGUAACUGGUCUCUUAUCCAACUUUACAACAAUGUCAAAUUCAAAUCAGGGAAAUAAUGCAUUAUGUUCACCGUCAGUACCACCACACCAACGAAAUCCAGGGAAUAAUACGCCUUCAAUCGGUAGUUCAUUUAAGGCUCCACAACGUACAAAUAAUUUGCGGGGUUCUGUCAACCGUAAACGACGUCAUGAUGAUACUUUAACUCCAUCGUCUCCACCUACUAUGUCAUCCAAUCUAUGUUCUCGAAUCAGUCGACCGUCUACUCCACCUUCACAAACAGGAACAUAUCUAGCGCCAUUUUCUGAAUCUUAUAUACCAUCUCCUUUUGGACGUCAAAAAACAACUCAACUUCUGUAUCGUCAAGCGAAACUAUGGAAUAUUGUGAGACGACAACACGGUAUAAUGGUAUUGCUUUAUCAUCUAGAAACUAAACAACCCAUAUCUGAGGCUGAUAGUGUUCGAACAUUAGCCUGUCGGGGAUUAGUUGGACUUGCACGCUCUGAAGAAGUUCGUAGUAUGUUAGCUAAACUCCCAUUGUUUACAAAAGCUCUUUUACAGUUGCUCAUGAAGGAACCUGUUCUGCCUGAUCGUUUGACUGAACAUGCAGAAUUCUGUCGUUAUGCUACCAUGCUUAUACGCUUGGUUGUUGGAACUCUAUCAGAUGGUGUAUUGUCCGGUGAUAUGUCAUUGGAACGUGUUCGUAGAGCGGAGAUUGUUGCUAAAACAAGGAUUCAAUGGGAUCAAGAAGAAUUAUUAGAAUUGAUAUAUCGUCAUUUACAAAGCAAAGGUUUAUAUGAAUCUGCGACAGCACUUCAACAUGAAGCCCGCCUAAAGAUCCUUCCUGCUGCACCCAGUCAACUACCUCUGUAUGAUGAUUUCAGUCGACCACCAGGUGAAACACCUCCAUAUCAACCUUGUUCUGGGGUUGUACACCUUUCUGGUCAUGCAAAUACCGGUAUCGAUUUGUGUGGUAGUAGUUACAAGCGAGAUUUCGAUGCUAAUGAUACAGUUUCAAUGAUUUCUUUCACUGACAGUAUUGGUCCUACUGGUGACAGCACUGUCAAUGCUAAUAGUGAUCCUCCACCAACUCCAAGUUUAAGGUUAACAAAAAUUCGGCAUAAUGGAACUCCUAGUCAAACACCAAAGCCUUGUCGUGACAGAUUUGAAAGGCCUGGUUUACCGAAUCUUUAUCUCAAACCAGUCUCAACUCAACCUGUCUCUGAAAUGACUUUAUCUAAGGUAGUUGAAUCAUUUCUUCUGCAUCAACACGCUCAAUGUCCUCAUCCAGUUUCAGUUUGUCCAAAAUUCUCUUUAUACCAUCCGCAUCGAUGUCCAGAACCACGGCCUAAUAAACAAACUAACUGCUGUCAACACCUAAUGUUGCGAGAAAGGUAUUAUGGUUCAAUGAAACUGAGACCAUCGACCAAGGAGCUUAGACAUUUCUUGCAUCGAAGAUUUCAACCGAUGGCAGUUAUCAGAGAAUCUGAUGAUGAUUUGUUAACAGCUUGUUGUUUUUCUCAAACAGAUGACGGGUUGUUCUUAGGUUCAAAUUCAGGAGCUAUUGCAUGGGUCAACGUGGAAGAAGAUGGUUUACCGAUAGAACUAUUCCAUGGGCAAACAUCAUCUAUUCGACGCUUGGCUCACACACGUGAUGGUGAAAGAUUGUUAGUCUGUUCUGAAUGGGGUGAACCGGCUACAGUGGUCGCCAGACUUAGACCAGCUAUAAAUACAAGCUCAAAUUCGAAUAGUCCUUGGGAAACCAUCUCGGAAGACUUUGUCUUUCAUGUUUCAGAAGCUCGUUAUGCAGAAUUCAGCAACACAGGGCAUCAAGAUCGUUUGGUAGCAACUUAUGGAAAAAUGGCUAAGGUAUUUGAUCUUACAACUGGAUCGCGUGUUGCUGACUUAUUUUCUGCAGUGAAGCAAAGCGGUUAUGUUUUAAACAAGGCGACCUUCUCUCCCUCAGAUCAUUUAGUAUUAAAUGAUGGUGUUGUAUGGGAUCUACGGUGUUCCGGUAUGCUUACAACUAAUUUCUCAGGUUCUUUGCAACAUCCUGGUACAUCAAGUAGACCUGUGCACAAAUUUGAUAAAUUCCAAGAUAUUGUGUCCGGUGUCUUCCAUCCAAACGGUCUUGAGAUUAUCAUCGGUUCUGCUGUAUGGGAUCUACGAACUUGGAGGUUGUUGCAUACAGUUCAGGCACUUGAUCGUCUUGAAGUUCAGUUUAAUGCAUCGUAUGAUGUAAUAUAUGCCGGUAUAUUUGGUUUGGAUGAUGAAGAAUACGCCGAAUUAGGAGGCAAUCGUCUAGUUAUGCAAAAUAUGUUCCGUACAGUUGACGCUAUAGAUUAUAGUUUGAUUGCUUCAGUUGAUGUCCGUCAUCGUAUUGAACAGUUAGCCUUGGAUACAGCUGGUCAGUCAUUGGCAAUAGUUGAAAAAGUUGGGGAGAAUAACAAUAAUGAACCUAUUACUCAAUGUAGAAUCUACAUGGUUGGUCGUAAACGCUUUGAACGUGAACCUGAAAAUGACGAGGAAGAAGAUCGUGGAGAUGAAGAGGAUGACGAAGAUGAUAAUGACGAUGAUGAUGACGACGAUGAUGAUGAUGUGGAUGAUGACGAUUUACUCAAUGAUGUUGAUACUGUUGAUCUUGCUGAAAUACUUGGUGAUGAGUCAUUAUUAGAUGAUGAAGUAAGCAGCGGUAGUAGUAGUAGUAAUAGCAGUAGUGAUUCAAGUUAUUGGAGUCCAUCUUCAAAUGAACGACAACGUGCUGCUAGAAGACGACGACGUGCACGUCGUCGACGUACAGAGGCUACUUCGAAUCCUGUAGAAUAUGUUACUACUGCUACUGCUACUGAUGAUGCAACAGUGGACAGUGACGCCGAAAAUAUAAAUCCUUCUGUGAAUAACAGCCCACAACUUGAGUCCAAUGAAAUUUUAGACGUUGAUGCUGAUGCUACUACUGCUGCAGAUGAUGAUUCAUCUUGGGAGACGUUGGAAGAAGAAGAAAUUACCGAAGAUGCAGAAACACAAUCAGACAGUUGA